CGCUCGGGUCGGGUGUCGCCUGAGAACCGGAUGAGGCGGCGACUGUGAGGCCGAGCCGGGAGCGGGCGUCGCGGCGAAGGGGAGCCCGGGCGGGCUGGCAGAGCGGAGCGGCAGGAAGCAACGGCCACAGACGCCUCGGGGUCGCGUGUCGUAGCCGGGGGAGCCGCGGGGCGGAGGCGGGCACCAUGGGCAACCGCGGGAUGGAAGAGCUCAUCCCGCUGGUUAACAAGCUGCAGGACGCCUUCAGCUCCAUCGGCCAGAGCUGCCACCUGGACCUGCCGCAGAUCGCCGUGGUGGGCGGCCAGAGCGCCGGCAAGAGUUCGGUGCUCGAGAACUUCGUGGGCCGGGACUUUCUUCCACGAGGAUCAGGAAUUGUCACCCGGAGGCCUCUCAUUCUGCAGCUCAUCUUUUCUAAAACAGAAUAUGCCGAGUUUUUGCACUGCAAGUCCAAAAAGUUUACAGACUUUGAUGAAGUCCGGCAGGAGAUUGAAGCGGAGACCGACCGGGUCACGGGGACCAACAAAGGCAUCUCCCCAGUGCCCAUCAACCUGCGGGUCUACUCACCACAUGUGUUGAACUUGACCCUCAUCGACCUACCAGGAAUCACUAAGGUGCCAGUGGGGGACCAGCCGCCAGACAUCGAGUACCAGAUCAAGGACAUGAUCCUGCAGUUUAUCAGCCGAGAGAGCAGCCUUAUUCUUGCUGUCACACCUGCCAACAUGGACUUAGCCAACUCGGACGCUCUCAAGCUGGCCAAGGAGGUGGACCCCCAAGGCCUACGGACCAUCGGUGUCAUCACCAAGCUGGACCUGAUGGAUGAAGGCACAGAUGCCAGGGAUGUCCUGGAAAACAAGUUACUGCCCUUGAGAAGAGGCUACAUUGGUGUGGUUAACCGCAGCCAGAAAGACAUCGAGGGCAAAAAGGACAUCCGGGCUGCCCUGGCAGCUGAGAGGAAGUUCUUCCUCUCUCACCCAGCCUACCGGCACAUGGCUGACCGAAUGGGUACCCCACACUUACAGAAGACCCUGAAUCAGCAACUGACCAACCACAUCCGGGAGUCACUGCCGACCCUGCGCAGCAAGCUGCAGAGCCAGCUGCUGUCCCUGGAGAAGGAAGUGGAAGAGUACAAGAAUUUCCGGCCCGAUGACCCCACCCGCAAGACCAAAGCCUUGCUGCAGAUGGUCCAGCAGUUUGGAGUUGACUUUGAGAAGCGAAUUGAGGGCUCUGGAGAUCAAGUGGACACACUGGAGCUGUCUGGGGGGGCCCGAAUCAAUCGCAUCUUUCAUGAGCGUUUUCCCUUUGAGCUGGUAAAGAUGGAGUUUGAUGAGAAAGAUCUACGACGAGAGAUCAGCUACGCUAUUAAGAACAUCCAUGGAGUCAGAACUGGGCUCUUCACGCCGGACUUGGCGUUCGAGGCCAUUGUGAAAAAGCAGGUGGUCAAGCUGAAAGAGCCCUGUCUGAAAUGCGUGGACCUGGUUAUCCAGGAGCUUAUCAGUACAGUUAGGCAAUGCACCAGCAAGCUCAGUUCCUACCCCCGGUUGCGAGAGGAGACAGAGCGAAUCGUCACCACCUACAUCAGGGAACGAGAGGGGAGAACCAAGGACCAGAUCCUUCUUCUGAUUGACAUCGAGCAGUCGUACAUCAACACGAACCAUGAAGACUUCAUCGGAUUUGCCAACUGUUACUAUACUGAGGAGCUGGUCACAGGUGCCCAGCAGAGGAGCACCCAGCUGAACAAGAAGAGGGCCAUACCCAAUCAGGGGGAGAUCUUGGUGAUCCGCAGGGGCUGGCUGACCAUCAACAACAUCAGCUUGAUGAAGGGCGGCUCCAAGGAGUACUGGUUCGUGCUGACGGCAGAGUCCCUGUCUUGGUACAAGGAUGAGGAGGAGAAAGAGAAGAAGUACAUGCUGCCGCUGGACAACCUCAAAAUCCGGGAUGUGGAGAAGGGCUUCAUGUCCAACAAGCAUGUGUUUGCCAUCUUCAACACAGAGCAGAGGAAUGUCUACAAGGACCUACGACAGAUAGAACUGGCUUGUGACUCCCAGGAAGACGUGGACAGCUGGAAGGCUUCAUUCCUGCGAGCUGGGGUCUACCCAGAGAAGGACCAGGCCGAGAAUGAGGAUGGAGCACAGGAGAACACCUUCUCCAUGGACCCGCAGCUGGAGCGGCAAGUGGAGACCAUCCGAAACCUGGUGGACUCCUAUGUGGCCAUCAUCAACAAGUCCAUCCGUGACCUCAUGCCAAAGACCAUCAUGCACCUCAUGAUCAACAAUACAAAGGCCUUCAUCCACCAUGAGCUGCUGGCCUACCUGUACUCAUCAGCAGACCAGAGCAGCCUCAUGGAAGAGUCAGCUGAGCAGGCUCAGCGGCGAGACGAUAUGCUGCGCAUGUACCACGCACUCAAGGAAGCACUCAACAUCAUUGGGGACAUCAGUACCAGCACCGUAUCCACGCCUGUGCCCCCACCUGUCGAUGACACUUGGCUCCAGAACACCAGUGGCCACAGCCCCACUCCACAGCGCCGACCUGUGUCCAGCGUGCACCCACCAGGCCGGCCUCCUGCAGUGCGGGGUCCCACACCAGGGCCUCCCCUGAUUCCUGUGCCUGUGGGGCCUACAGCCUCCUUCUCGGCACCCCCCAUCCCAUCCCGGCCUGGACCACAGAGCGUGUUUGCCAUCAAUGACCCCUUCUCAGCGCCACCUCAGAUACCAUCUCGGCCAGCACGGAUUCCCCCUGGUAUCCCCCCAGGAGUGCCCAGCAGAAGAGCACCCGCUGCGCCCAGCCGGCCCACCAUUAUCCGCCCAGCCGAGCCGUCCCUGCUCGACUAGGCGCAGGCCAAUGUUCUGGGGGGUCCUCGUGCACCCACAGUGCAGGAGAGCUUUGGUGGUCUGGGCCCCACUACUGCCCCGCCCCCCAUGCUGGGACCAGGCUCCCUGUGGGCAGCCCUACCCUUUCCUCCCUAGCCUGGUGGACAUGACAAUGACGAGAAGGGUGGGAGCCCCGGACAGCAGGACAUGGGCACUUGGCACUUUGGGACAAGGAGAGCUCUCUGGUUGGCAGUAGGAGCUGCAUCCUUGGGACCAUCUGGAAAGAAAGAUCCAGGCUGGUGUAGGGGAACUCUACCAGGGGCUUCUCCACACAGACUGUAAGCCUUUGUUUGUUCUUAGGGUACAGGAACUAUCCAACUUCCCUAAGGGCUCUCCAGGAGUGAGCCAGGCCCAGUAGGCCCAGUGCUGGCCACCCACCUGGCUCUAGUUGUAUAUAUAUCUUCUUUGGCCAUAUUAACCACACAGCCUGAGCCCAGCCCAGUCUCGGCAGCCAGGGGUGCCUUUUGUGCCUUCCUUAGGCCUGGAGUUCCUCAGCUCUGGUCUGCCUCACUCUCCUCAGCCCCAGUGUGGUUUGGGCUGUGUGAGCUGGGGAGACAUCAGGGGCCUCUUGGCUCCCAGCUGGCCCUCCCCCACAGGGUGGGCCCUGGUGCCUCUGUGCAGAUCCCAUUCCCACUGCUUGGUUUGACCACUGUUAAGUGCCUGCCUCUGUAUAUCCUAUUAAUAAACUAAAAUAAAGGGAAGCCCCGCUGGUGGCUGUGCGUGUGGGCUUUUUGUGUCUGUCCCAGCCCAAAGGGAGCCUGUCCACCGUCCUGGGGCCGGCCGCCCUUCGCACAUUUACAUGUGUGUCUUCUGUCAUCCCUUCCAAACCCCUCGACCCCAUCACAGUGCUAAUAGGAAACAGGAAUUCUAGCCACGCCCCCAGUGGCACUGUGGCCACGCCCACUUCCAGGUCCCUCGCUAGCUUUCUAAGGGGACACCAUUCAACUUUGCUUUAUGAUCUUUUUCUUUCAUGCCAGGCGACCACCUCCAUCGGCUCCUGCCCGACCGUUCUUCUGAGCUUCGUGGGAGUGCCCUCCCGCCUUCCUGGCUGCCCUUGGCUUGAGGCUAGAUCUGUCCCAAGCUGAUUUUCCUGAGCCCAAGUCAGCAGGCACUAUUCAUUUUUCUAACCAUAAUUUAUUGACUCCAGUGCCCAGGACAGGUGCCCUUUGUUCCUUGAGGCUCAUAGGCAGGCUUUGGUGGGGCUGCACCUCAGCCCUCUAAGGUCCUGCACUCUGAGAGGAAGAAAGGGGUUCCCCUCUUGGAGUUCUGUUACCAGAUCCCCCAACCAGCUGGAUCCCCUCUGGGCCAGGGCUCCUUCCUAUCAAAUAAAAGUGACUGUCCUGGCAA
Messenger RNA from Onychomys torridus (southern grasshopper mouse), 4214 nucleotides. RefSeq names its product dynamin 2 (gene Dnm2). Bases 186 to 2828 code for a protein of 880 amino acids. The record is from RefSeq and is a predicted model, not a curated record. The transcript has 22 exons. Lineage: Eukaryota; Metazoa; Chordata; Mammalia; Rodentia; Cricetidae. Gene Ontology annotation, molecular function: GTP binding; GTPase activity; microtubule binding. Gene Ontology annotation, cellular component: cytoplasm; membrane; microtubule.